GAACCUGCGCUGACGCGACGCCAGGCCGCAGAGAUGAAUGCAGUUUCAAAUAUGCACAGAUAAAGAGAGGAUCUCGAAAUCUAGAAGAUGCCUAAGAAAAAGCCAACCCCAGUCGAGGACUUGAUUAUUCCUCCCCAAGAUACGAAAAUAUGCGGUACGAUAUGUUUGUGUCAAAUGACUCUGGUAUUGAGCACGGUGGCGAUAGUUUAUUUAACAGUUGCGAUAUACGUACCUUCGACUCGUGCCAUGAAGUCCGGGAUAUUGGAGGAUCCAGUUAUGUGUACGACAACACGUGCUGUUCAGGUUGAAAAUUGUGACUGGGGCUCCUGUGGCGAGUGGUGCCUGAGCAAGACGUCAGGGUCCUGCCUUCAGAUUUACGUGAACCUUCGGCAUAAUGGUUCGAAUCUGUUCUGGGCGAAUUGCACGAACGCUGCCAAUAAAACGUGCUACGGAAUCGACCAAGAGAACGCGAAGAAGAGUAGAUGUAUCUCGGAUGAAUGUAAAAAUUUAACAGGUACCUUCAACUGUUCCUCAGGGACCUGCAUAAAUAUCACAGAUGCCUUCGAGUGUAUAUUCAAGGAGACCGACCCUCCUCUCAAGUGCUCCGGAAGAAGAGGUAAGAUUACCUGCAUAGACCUGGAUGGAUUGUACAGCUGUAACAGAGGGAUAUGCGAAAGAAUCCGUACACCAUACAACUGCGAUCGUCGUUGUGUGGACAUACCGACGAGAAACAAAAAUGUGAUCAUACUCAGCGGAGACAAAGUGUUCUUAUCAGAGUGUCAAAGGGCCCUCGAUUUAGACAGAAACGAGGAGAUUUGGAACGAAUCACAAGACAAUAUUAUGAUGGCGUCCUGCUACAACAUACAAAACACAACCUCAGGUAUUUACGCAGUCGAUUGUGUGAACGGUUCCAUCUUACCCAACAACAUCCUGAGCGAUCUGACCAAUUUCACUCAUCUCAGUUAUCUGAGUAUCUUCAACACGAAGAUUCUGGACGAGAGACGACUGGUCGCUCCACCGGAACCAGAUCUGCUCAUCGCAAACGAGAGCAAGCUGCUCAUCAAUUUAGAGGGCUGUGUUAACACGUUAAGGGAUGAAUGUAAGGAAUUUCUACGUGUGUAUGGUAAGGAUGGAACUGACCACAAUGCUCGUGCAAGAUUCCCUUGUUAUUAUUCCGCAGACAAUACCGACAUUGUUGUCGCUAGGUUCAAUUUAGAAACGACUACCAAACAAUUUUUGAUCGCCUCUUUGCUGCCAUCCGUGCUUUUUGUUGUUUCGUGUCUUACGUUGAUAUUGUGCCAUAAGGCGGUUGUUGUGGGCGAUGAUGCCAAAAUGCGUUUUAAAGGCUGUGUUCAGACAGACGAGAACAAUAGCAAUAAAGACGGUAAAAUUAUGACUGACACUGGGGGAGGAAAUUCUAUAAUGGCACUUUGA
Messenger RNA from Coccinella septempunctata (seven-spotted ladybird), 1434 nucleotides. RefSeq lists its product as uncharacterized. Gene Ontology annotation, biological process: regulation of sodium ion transport. NCBI's taxonomy places the organism in Eukaryota, Metazoa, Arthropoda, Insecta, Coleoptera, Coccinellidae. The transcript has a single exon. The record is from RefSeq and is a predicted model, not a curated record. The coding region runs from base 88 to 1434 and encodes 448 amino acids. Gene Ontology annotation, molecular function: sodium channel regulator activity.